AUGGCACCUCGUCUACGAGUCCUUGCCGGCACCUCUACAUCCACAAUGAUGCCUAUGACAUCCCUGAUCAACACCUCGACACCGUUCGGACUGUCUUCGGAUGUUUUUGAGGGUCAAGUUGUGGCGCAUAUCAAAGGAUUGACGGACGAACAUGGAGAGCUGCGCGACUCAGAGUAUUUCGAUAGGAGCGAUAGGAAGGGCGUCACCUGGAGUAUUCAAGUGCAAGGCCGGUUCCUCGCACCGUUUUCAGCCGAUGACAUUCUCUUUGGAAACACCUUUGACCGCCCUCUGAUACUCCCAUGGGGCACUAGCGCUGUGCUGAAGUUCAUGCACUACAUCGACCCAACCCUUCAACAUGAUCUCAUGUCUUCAACGAAACCUUGGGCAUUGUCCCCAUUAAUAUCGACGAUGCCAUACUUCGCGCACACUCGAGUGUCCAGUUGUGUUCUUCCUCCGUCCUCGUCUCCUUCGCCGCAUUUGUUGCCAUCCGGACAUAGGUCAAGUCCGAACACCGUCUCCAGUGCCAAUAUACCCGCUUUCCCAACGAUGCAGUCAAUACAAGAGUCAACUUCGCAGCUGUAUCUCGCAGUUGACAGUGCGCCAUCUUCCCCGUCUUCCUCCUCAAGUGGGUCGGCCUUUACAGACCCUUCGCCCGGAUCCUCCGCGACGUCUCUCUCAUCGAGCAAGAGUGCCAAGUCGGACUGCAGGAAAGUCGGCUCGGACCGUCUCAAGCACGCCAUGAAGAAAGUCACCAAGCGGAGCCGGUCACCCUCUCAAACGGAGCGAGAGGUGCAGCAGUUCACGAGCAGCUCGCAGAGGCGAUCGUAUUUUUCCAACCCAGAGAAGCGGAAGACCGUUAAGUUCGGCCCAGACGAUGUAAUUACGACGGACUUUUGCUAUGGGUUCAUCAACUUCGCGCCGUCGUUGUCGUUGCAGCUGCCAGGCGGCCUUUCGUUUGACCUCACGCGGUAUUGGGACGGGCAACCUGUACGGUUUAUGUGUUGUCAGAGGAAAACAGAAGGGGAUGAGGGUGGUGAUCCGUGGGGCAGGGUAUUUUGGUGCAUUGCUAUCGAGAUGGUGACUGACGAGGAUGAGGAGUGA
Molecule: messenger RNA, 1101 nt
Organism: Cyclocybe aegerita
Lineage: Eukaryota; Fungi; Basidiomycota; Agaricomycetes; Agaricales; Hemipholiotaceae
Source: the annotation of a GenBank genome assembly